Messenger RNA from Nicrophorus vespilloides, 1377 nucleotides. Its product is annotated as glutaminyl-peptide cyclotransferase-like. NCBI's taxonomy places the organism in Eukaryota, Metazoa, Arthropoda, Insecta, Coleoptera, Silphidae. Gene Ontology annotation, molecular function: glutaminyl-peptide cyclotransferase activity; zinc ion binding. The transcript is spliced from 6 exons. The coding region runs from base 197 to 1297 and encodes 366 amino acids. The record is from RefSeq and is a predicted model, not a curated record.
UUCACGCCUCUCACUCUUCUAUAUGGAAUUAAUUCCCAAAGCAGAACCUUGCCUACAUACAUUUAUUUUCUGAGUGGGAGUAAACACAGUUAUUAUAUAAAUAUGUUUCGUGUUCGUAAACAUUUCCAGUCUCGCAAGAACCCGCAGAUAGUGCAAAUACUUUUCAUAUUAGGUUAAAACAAAGCGGCAAUUACGUAUGGUAUUUGCCAGCAAGAUGCUCCUUCAUUUCGUUUUCUCUUUGUGUUUCCUCCAUUCCAUCCACUCCCUGGAAUUUGCUCAGUUGAAGAAUGCACACAGAUUACACAAACUAGGGAAUUCCCAAAUUGAAUAUGUCUCCAAGCUCUCUGAUGUUGGGCAUAUGGAAGAUGUUUUGGACAAUAUUCUGAUAGAGAGAGUUGUGGGAACACCUAAUCAUGAUAAAGUGCAUGAUUACAUUGUGAAUGAAUUAAAGAAAUUGGAGUACGAUGUGGAAGUUGAUACAUUCCAUGAGCGGACCCCAACCAUGGGACAUCUGAAAUUCAGAAAUAUCAUUGGAACGCUCAACCCAAGGGCAGAGAGAUUUUUAACCUUAGCAUGUCAUUAUGACAGUAAAUACUUUAAGAAUGAUGUGUUUCUCGGUGCUACUGAUUCUGCAGUCCCUUGUGCCAUGAUGCUGAAUCUGGCUAAGGUGCUUAAAAAUGAUUUGCAGAAGGUCAUGGGCAACGAGGUGACCUUACAGCUGUUGUUCCUUGAUGGUGAAGAGGCUUUCCUCCGGUGGGGCCCCACUGACUCACUGUAUGGGGCAAGGCAUUUGGCUGACGCUUGGCACAGAUCUGUGUCUUCCACAAAGAGUGGUUUAGAUGUUAACAAACUGCAACGCAUGGACGCGUUCGUCUUAUUAGAUUUAAUUGGUACUCCUGAUCCAACGUUCUUCAGCUACUUCCCAAAGACUGAAAGAUUAUUUGUGGCUUUGGCGGACGCUGAAGAUAAGCUUAUGAACAUGGGUCAAUUGAAGAAGUACUCGAAGAACGCGCAACAGAAAUAUUUUAAGCGAAGGUCGUCCCCUUCCUUCGUUGAGGAUGAUCAUGUGCCGUUCAUGAUCAGAGGUGUCCCCAUUCUGCAUUUGAUCCCCAAGGAGUUCCCGAAGGAGUGGCACACGCCGGCCGAUAACAGAGAUGCAGUAGACAUGACCACUGUUGAGAAUUUAAACAAAAUACUCAGAGUGUUUGUUUGCGAAUACCUACAUGUACCACUUGAUAUUGAAACGGAUGGGAUCGAAAAAUCGUCGAAUCAACACAUUCCACGCAACGAACUGUGACCGGCAUUAAAUGCUGAUUUGUACAUUGAAAGAAUAGAACAAAUAAAGGACAUUGAUAUUUGAGUCGUUGUAAAAAUAAA